This is a messenger RNA of Nicotiana tabacum (common tobacco), 573 nucleotides long. RefSeq names its product NAC domain-containing protein 86-like. Gene Ontology annotation, biological process: regulation of DNA-templated transcription. The record is from RefSeq and is a predicted model, not a curated record. Lineage: Eukaryota; Viridiplantae; Streptophyta; Magnoliopsida; Solanales; Solanaceae. Gene Ontology annotation, molecular function: DNA binding.
AUGGCUAUGGCUACAACAGAUAACGGAUAUGAAUGGAAGAAAAAAUUGCCACAAGGCGUCAGAUUCAAGCCGACGGAUGAAGAACUGAAUUCAUAUCUGAGAAUUAUCAAUGAGCUUGAUAUUUAUAAGUAUGACCCUAAAGAGCUAUCUGGGUUUGCUAUUAAACAUAGCGAAGGACGUAUGUACUUCUUUACUCCAUUAACAAAUAAGUAUGAAAAUGGAAAGAAAAUCCAGAGAAAGAUAUAUUCUGAUGAAGGGUUUUGGAAAGCCUCACAAGCACGUAGUGAUCAUAGGGAGAAGAAUGGAGCUAUCAUUGGAACAAAAACUAACCUUGUUUACUAUGAAUAUAAAGGUCAAAAGAAAUCCAAAGGCACAAAAACUUCUUGGCUUAUGCAGGAGUUUAGAUUACCAGAAAAUCAUCAUCCUCGUCCACUAUUCAAUGGGACAAUGAAUGAGCUAAUAAUUUGUGUGAUCUACGAUAAUGGCAGAGUGAAGGAUGAUGACCAAGUAGUUAUAUUGACACAAUGCAAUCCACAAAAUGCAAUAGGGAUUAAGGUUUCCGUGAAUAUAUGA